Messenger RNA from Magallana angulata, 2796 nucleotides. RefSeq names its product 5-hydroxytryptamine receptor 1B-like. Gene Ontology annotation, biological process: G protein-coupled receptor signaling pathway. Gene Ontology annotation, cellular component: membrane. Gene Ontology annotation, molecular function: G protein-coupled receptor activity. The record is from RefSeq and is a predicted model, not a curated record. NCBI's taxonomy places the organism in Eukaryota, Metazoa, Mollusca, Bivalvia, Ostreida, Ostreidae. The coding region runs from base 1152 to 2228 and encodes 358 amino acids. The transcript has a single exon.
AAUAUAAUGUCUAAAAUGUUUAGGUUUACAAACAACACCCCAUCCACGUACUAAGUUGUAUACGAUUGUCAGUUUCAAUAUAUGCAUGUACAUUCUGCAACCCGAGUAUUCAUCUUUUCACAAAAAUGCAUGCUGGUAUAACUAUUCAAUCCCAAAGUUAAUUUGACUUCACGAAAACCCGUGGUUCUGCACAAACACUCGUGCAGGUGUGACUGGUAAAUUAAAAAAAAAGAGAUUUGUUCAGUUCAAAUCUGAUAAAGUACCGGUAAUUGAAAAUAUUGAUCAAUAUGUUCUUUUAUUUGAACCACAUUGUAGAUGAAAUGUACAUAAAUUUCCAUAUUUUUUUUUUCAUAUUUACAAUUUUGUAUAACUUUAAGGAAAGAAAACCCCUUAUUUACAUGUACAUGCAUUAUGAUAGAGGCUUAAUGAGGAAAAUGGUGUAAAAUUAGAAUAUUGUCUAAAUUCCUGUAAAUCAAAAGGGCAUGCUCACGAUUUCAACUAAAAUUUGCAACCUUCCACUGCAAAUGAUAAUCAAAAGGUGCUAAAAUUAAAUCAUUUAAUGUAUAUAUGAUUUUAAUGCCAGUUGUAAAAUUUAAAUCGAAAUACAGAAUGAUAGAGCUCAUAUGCACGCAAACUAAACGAAAUAUGUGAUUGUAAUACUAGUAGAUUAUAAAUACUAGCUAGAAAAAUUUAAUGCAUGAUUUCAUAUGUCAUGCUCUUGCAUUUUGUUAAUAAAAAUCAAUGUGUCUAAAUAUGGUUAACUUUGUGGGGUUUUUUUAUUUUGUUAAAGAUUUUACAUCUUGUGUUACCGACCAAAGUUCUUUACUGGAAUUUUCUUCCUAAGACGUCCAAGUCUUAUCUUUGGUCACCAAUGGCAACUGAUCCGGAGCCAUCAGCAUUUUAUAUGCAGAUAGACCAUUACAUUGAGCGAGUUAAUCAAUGUAAGACUAAGGAACAAUAAAAAUCAUAAAAUCAUCGCUUUAAUUGUUCCGUAAUAGAACGGAAAACAUUGACAUUAAUUGGCUGAUAAACAUCAACGCACCAUUAACCAACACGCAACCUUAUGGAGCAGAAACCUUCAUCUCCCAGAAUAGACCUUCCAAGAGUUCGAGAGUCCCGUGUUUUACGUUUUGAACAGCAUCACUCCCAAUAUGGCUCCGGUGCUCAGAUUGUUGUCCAUCUCUCUAUACGUGACUUCAACACUGGUCGUUUUCCUGCUGAACCUUCCAGUUAUCAUUAUUUUAAUCAGUGGUCGGUGUAUGGGGCGGAAGAUCCGGAACGUCCACAUCCUGAGUUUGAGCAUCACCGACUGUAUGGUCAGCGUCAGUAGCGUGUUCUUAUUCUACGCCCUACGUGUCACCGACGGAAUUAACGACCCUAAACCUCCACUGCAGUACGCCAGGUGUUGGGUGGCCCUGGGUGUUUACCUGCUUACCAUUGUGGCCUCCCUGUUACACCUGUGCUUCAUUUGUGCAGAUCGUUGGUGGAUAUUAACCAAAAAUUAUUCGACAGAACGAACUAAAAGAGUGUUUCGAUUUUGGAUAAUCAUCAUAGCAACGUGGGUCUGCUCUUUUGCAAUUGUGUUUAUACCAUUUACCGCUUUAAGGAGGGAUCAUACAAUAACUGUAUGUUCCAUUCCGGAACUGUUUUCGGAUUUUGGUGCUCAUAUAAUAUUUCGUUCGUGGGCAAUUCUUCUCUUUCUUGGCCUCUUUUUCAUCAUAACGUCCUGUGGGUGGAUGUUAUAUCGAAUUCUUAAUCUUCAAAAAUCGCUCAUACACCCAGCAAGGAAUGGUCAGAAGGAUGUUUUCACAGUCAGCAAACCUCGCGUCAUCUUUGUUCGGCCUCGAUCUGUUGUUCAGGAAGGCAACCAUGCUCCAUCUAAACCAGAUAAGCCCAUGAGAGUCAAACUAAAUCGACUUUCGUUGAGGACCGUCAAACUAGUGGCCCACAGGAAGGCGGUGGUAACUUUGUUGAUCCUAGCAGGAUGUUUGCUCUUCUGUUUAUCUCCCCUGUGUGCCGUUAACUUCCUGAUGGGCUGGAGCCAUACGUUUCCAAAAAACGCGCGUAGCCAAGAUGCCAUUUAUUUUGUCUGCGUGCUUUCAAGCCUGAAUUCCGCCUGUAACCCAUUGGUGUAUGCGUUCAGAGUGAACGAAGUGAGACACAAUUUACGAGCGCUGAAGAAGAAACUCACAUGUUGUUUCUGUUCAUAUUUGUGGCAUGUUGACUGAUACAGGAAAUGUUUUAUACCAAAUAAAUUCUCUUCUUUAUGUAUAUAAUAGAGCCAAUUUUACGCUUCCACUUAUUGAUACAUUAUCUUUAGCCUAUAACUCUUUAUAUAGAUAACUACAACUUUAUACAGUGGUGGAGCGGAAGACCAUUGGGAUCGAAGAAAUUUAAUUCAUUGUGCAAGUCUUAGGAGAGAGAGAGAGAGAGAGAGAGAGAGAGAGAGAGAGAGAGAGAGAGAGAGAGAGAGAGAGAGAGAGAGAGAGAGAGAGAGAGUUAAGCUUCGAUUUUAAGACAUCCCUAGUCCCUGGAAGGAACACGGCACUGUACAAUAUAUCUGGAGAGAACUAUUCGGACCUCAAAGAAAUUCUAUGAUUAUAAAAAGCACGUCCUUUCAGGCACUUUUCGUCAAGAAAAUAAGUAAUAGGUUUUUGUUUAAUUUGCUUAUUCUAUAUGCAUGCAUAUAAGAAAUAGAAUAUGUCAUAAAAGAGAGUUAUAGAAUCUAACAAGAAAUUCGCUACAACUUUGUGAAUAUUCAGUCUUUUCGAAACAUACCUCAACUUACACAAAAUU